CCCGCCCGCGCGCUCCCGCCGCCGCCCGCCCGUGGCCGUGCCCGCGGCCGCGCGGGGCUGCGCGCACCCCCCCCGUCCCCUCCCGUUGUCCCCCGUACCCCCCCCCCCCCCCCCAACGCCGUUAACGGCGCCGGAGCCCGCGGCGCGCCGUCCAUGCGAGACCCCCGCGGCCCGGGCAGCGCGCAGCGACCCCCGGCAGGGCCAGGCAUGUGAAGAUGUCAGUGGGCUGUGCAUGCCCUGGCUGUUCCUCUAAGUCAUUCAAGCUGUACUCGCCAAAGGAGCCCCCGAACGGCAACGCCUUCCCCCCCUUCCACCCGGGCACCAUGCUGGAUCGAGAUGUGGGCCCUACUCCCAUGUACCCACCUACGUACCUGGAGCCUGGCAUCGGGAGGCACACGCCGUACGGCAACCAGACCGACUACAGGAUAUUUGAGCUCAACAAGCGGCUGCAGAACUGGACAGAGGAAUGUGACAAUCUGUGGUGGGACGCCUUCACCACGGAGUUCUUCGAGGAUGACGCCAUGCUAACAAUCACUUUCUGCUUGGAGGAUGGACCAAAGAGAUACACGAUCGGCCGGACUCUGAUUCCCCGCUACUUCCGCAGCAUCUUUGAAGGAGGGGCCACAGAGCUCUACUACGUGCUCAAGCACCCCAAGGAGUCCUUCCACAACAACUUCGUCUCGCUGGACUGCGACCAGUGCACCAUGGUCACCCAGCACGGCAAGCCCAUGUUCACCCAGGUGUGCGUGGAAGGGCGGCUCUACCUGGAGUUCAUGUUCGACGACAUGAUGAGGAUAAAGACGUGGCAUUUCAGCAUCCGCCAGCAUCGAGAGCUCAUCCCCCGCAGCAUCCUUGCCAUGCAUGCACAGGACCCCCAGAUGCUGGACCAGUUAUCCAAGAACAUCACCCGCUGUGGGCUCUCAAACUCCACACUCAACUACCUCCGACUCUGUGUAAUCCUAGAACCAAUGCAGGAGCUCAUGUCACGGCACAAGACCUACAGCCUCAGUCCCCGGGACUGCCUCAAGACCUGCCUGUUCCAGAAGUGGCAGCGGAUGGUCGCGCCGCCUGCGGAGCCAGCGCGGCAGCAGCCCAGCAAGCGCCGGAAAAGGAAGAUGUCGGGGGGCAGCACCAUGAGCUCCGGCGGGGGAAACACCAACAACAGCAACAGCAAGAAGAAGAGCCCGGCCAGCACCUUUGCCCUGUCCAGUCAGGUACCUGAUGUGAUGGUGGUAGGCGAGCCCACGCUGAUGGGGGGGGAGUUUGGGGACGAGGACGAGCGGCUCAUCACCCGGCUGGAGAACACGCAGUUCGACGCCGCCAACGGCAUCGACGACGAGGACAGCUUCAACAACUCGCCCGCGCUGGGGGCCAACAGCCCCUGGAACAGCAAACCGCCCUCCAGCCAGGAGAGCAAGUCAGAGAACCCCACGUCGCAGGCGUCGCAGUAACGGCCCUGCGGCCCCCCUCAACCCCCCCGCGGACUCAGUCCAAACCGAUCUACCUGUACAUUUGCAACGGAGAGUGACUGGGAAGCGGCGAGGUACCGGGGCGCACCGGCGCCGCGCGGCCGGCGGGAUGCACGGCCGGGGGCGAGCCCCAGCCCUCUCGCCCCCUGCCGCCCCCCUGCUUCCCCUCCAGACCCCAGCGCAGGGGUGGGUAUCCGGGGCUGUAGCUUCGUUAUUCCCCCCUUCUCCCUCUUCCUCCCUGCUUCUGCCCCGGAGAGCUUCUCAUCGUCCCCUCCUGGUGCGCCCAGCCCCUGCCUGCUGAAUGGGGGGAGCGGGGGCGCAGCCGCCCUGCGUUGGGGUCCAGCCCAGCACCGCGACCCUCUUCCUCCUCCUCCUCUUCCUCGCCCCGGGUCUGACAGCUGGGGUUUGCUGGGCAGCAGCCCGCAGGGUUGGUCGCACAUCUCCAGCCCGACCUGGGGCUGGGGGGGGUCGGCGAAGGACAAAGCCCCCACCCAGGGGUCAGAUCCUGCUGCGCUGGGGGUGCUGUCAAGGAUCUGGCAUUUCCCCGCUCUCCUGCCCCCCCCACUUUGCUCCCCAUCCCCUCUCUCGCCCCACAGCAGGGCCCACGGGGACUGUGUACAUAGGAAUUGCCUGGCAGGGAGGUGGCUGGGGGGCGCGGGGGGGCCCGAGGCCGCAGGUCUGUGCCGGUGGCCGGUGCCCUCGCUCCGUGCCUGCGGCCCCUGCGUUCCUGCCUGGAGCACCCUGGCCACCCCCCGGCUCCCGGUACCUCCUACUUUUGUCUUUUUUUUUUUU
Molecule: messenger RNA, 2261 nt
Organism: Cygnus olor (mute swan)
Lineage: Eukaryota; Metazoa; Chordata; Aves; Anseriformes; Anatidae
Gene: LDB1
Product: LIM domain binding 1
Exons: 11
Coding region: 216-1451 (411 amino acids)
Biological process (GO): nervous system development; positive regulation of transcription by RNA polymerase II; negative regulation of transcription by RNA polymerase II
Cellular component (GO): nucleus; transcription regulator complex
Molecular function (GO): LIM domain binding
Source: RefSeq, a predicted model, not a curated record